Messenger RNA from Olea europaea var. sylvestris, 1382 nucleotides. RefSeq lists its product as uncharacterized. Lineage: Eukaryota; Viridiplantae; Streptophyta; Magnoliopsida; Lamiales; Oleaceae. The transcript is spliced from 7 exons. The record is from RefSeq and is a predicted model, not a curated record. The annotation marks the transcript as partial.
UGACCCAAAAAGCUAAAGUUUCAGCCUUUGUAUAGGAGACUGGAAACACCACACAUACACACACACUCAGUCCCCCUCCCUUCAGCUUAAUUUCAUUCAAAUAUUCAAAACUAAAUUAUAAUUAUUACAUGUCUUGGUCACAAGUCCAGACUAAUAAGUAAUAUAUCCCCACACCCCACAUGGGCAGAACUCCAAAUUCUCAGAAAUCAUUGCUCUGUUCUUUUUAUUAAUUCAUGCCUAGAAGUUGUAAUAUAAAACCAGAGUAUAGUAGUUUAGAGAGAGAGGAUUUACUUAUUCUAAGUUGCUUUUAAGCUUCGGAGAUGGUGAGAGAGUGAGCUGGUUUUCCUUAGAAUUCACAUACUAAGCUGGAUAUAUUUCUUGGAAUUGCUUAUUUUGAGAUUUAGUGGAUUGAUUUUGAUUCCAGAAGAAGACAACACCAAUGUACAAAAAUUCAUUCCACAAAAAUGGCAUCUAGCUGUUGCAGAAUCUCCCCAGUCAUUUCUGUUUUUGUUCUCUUUAUGUUCUUUAUUUUCUCUGUUUGUCCAGUGGAAUCUGUAAAUUUCAAUGGUAGCGAUCAGAAUUUUGAUCCAAGAAAAGAAUCCGUGACGAUGAGGUUUAUCAGAGACCGUCUGAUGAAGAUCAAUAAACCCUCUAUCAAGACAAUUCAGAGUCCUGAUGGUGAUCUUAUAGAUUGUGUAUUAUCUCAUCUACAGCCAGCUUUUGAUCAUCCUCUAUUAAAAGGACAAAAACCAAUGGAACUCCCUGAAAGGCCAAAAGGGGAAAAUACAACAAGCAGCGUGUUUAAAGAAAAUGUUCAGUUAUGGUCUCUGUCUGGUGAAUUUUGCCCAGAAGGGACCAUUCCAAUUAGAAGAACAACAGAGCAAGAUUUUUUGAGGGCUAGUUCUAUACGAAGAUUCGGGAGAAAAAUACGAAGGCCUAUUCGAAGAGAUUCGUCUAGCAAUGGGCAUGAGCAUGCUGUAGGGUAUGUGAGUGGAAAUCAAUAUUAUGGAGCAAAAGCAAGCAUUAAUGUAUGGGCACCCAGAGUUGCAAAUCAGUAUGAAUUUAGCAUAUCACAGUUGUGGGUAAUUGCUGGUUCAUUCGGUAAUGAUCUCAAUACCAUUGAAGCUGGUUGGCAGGUUAGCCCGCAGCUGUAUGGGGACAACUAUCCUAGGUUCUUCACAUACUGGACUAGUGAUGCAUAUCAAGCAACAGGUUGUUACAAUUUGCUUUGCUCAGGAUUUGUUCAGAUUAACCAUAGAAUAGCAAUUGGGGCUGCAAUUUCUCCAAUCUCUUCAUACAAUAGGGGCCAAUUUGAUAUUAGCCUAUUAGUAUGGAAGGACCCAAAGCAUGGAAAUUGGUGGCUAGAGUUUGGCAAUGGGGUU